Perognathus longimembris pacificus (Pacific pocket mouse) is the source of this 1458-nucleotide messenger RNA. Its product is annotated as PRAME family member 12-like. Gene Ontology annotation, cellular component: cytoplasm. The transcript is spliced from 3 exons. Gene Ontology annotation, biological process: negative regulation of cell differentiation; positive regulation of cell population proliferation; negative regulation of DNA-templated transcription. The record is from RefSeq and is a predicted model, not a curated record. Lineage: Eukaryota; Metazoa; Chordata; Mammalia; Rodentia; Heteromyidae. The coding region runs from base 1 to 1458 and encodes 485 amino acids.
AUGGGUGAUAAAGCCCCGCCCACACUGGUACAGCUGGCAACUUGGAAAUUGCUAGAGAACCAGGCCUUGGCCAUCUCUGCUCUGGAGGAGCUGCCCUGCGAUCUCUUCCCUCUGCUGUUCAUGGAGGCCUUGAACAGGAAAUGCACGAAGCUGCUGAAGGCCAUGGUGCAGGCCUGGCCAUUCCCCUGCCUCCCCCUUGGGUCCCUGAUGAAGAAGACAUUAGACCUGAAGACCCUGAAAAUCGCCCUGAGCGGGCUUGAUAUGCUGCUUGCUCAGAAGGAUCGGCCCAGGAAGAGCAAGCUGCAAGUGUUAGACUUGAGAAAAAAACACCAGGGUUUCUGGAAUGUGUGCUCUCAAACUGACCACGCCGACUGUGGACCACCACCACCAAAGAAAAUGAGGACUGAAUUAACGGAGUUCGUUCCAGGGCCAGGGGAGAAGCAGAUCCUCAAGGUGACAGUGGACCUAUGCUUGGAGCUCUGUGACCUGGAUACCUCUCAAAGGUACUUGUUUGAGUGGGCCAAGGAGAAGAAAGGCUUGGUCCAGCUAUGCUGUAAGAAGCUGCAGCUUUGGGAGCAGUGUAGCUGUGAGGUCAAAGAAUGGCACCCGUACCAUCUCCUGGAUAUAAUGGACCUGCCGCAUUUGGAAGACUUGGAGCUUCAUUAUCCCUGGAGCCUGUCCAAUCUGGCCGUGUUUGCUUUUCAACUGAGUGAGAUGAGAAAUCUGCACACGCUCUUCCUCUCUCACGUCUACAUCCCUGUCAAGAUGACUCCCCGGGAAGAGGAGCAACGGGUCCGCGUGUUCACGAGUCACCUGGGCAAGCUGGACUGCCUCCGGCAGCUGCACUUGGAUCACCUAGCGUUCCUCAAAGGCAACCUGUGGGAGGUGCUCAGGUCUCUGAAGAUGCCAUUAGAGUCCCUGUCAAUAUCUUACUGCCAGCUUUUAAAACCAGACUUCCAGUGCCUGCCUGCAUGCGAGAACAUGGGGCAGCUGAAACGCCUGCAUCUGAAAGCUGUCGUCCUGAGCUGUCCUAAGGCCCUCCAACAAUUUCUGGAGAAAGUCGCAUGUACUCUGGAGACCCUGGAGUUGGAGGACUGUAACCUGUCAGGCUCCCUGCUCACGGCCCUCCUGCCCGCCCUGAGCCGCUGCACCCAGCUCACCAAGGUCUGUUUCUAUGGCAACCGUUUCUCCAUGCCUGUCCUGAGGAAACUGAUAGAGCACACUGCCAAGCUGAGCCAGUUAAGUGAAGAGAUGUACGCAGUCCCUCUGGAGAGCUAUGACGAACCAGACGCUCUCCGUGCAGAGAUAGGCUCCCAGUAUUGUACUGAGCUUAUGAAUCUGCUGUGCAACUUCAGAGAGCCCAGGAAGGUCUCGUUCAGUGUCGAUCCGUGCCCUGAAUGUGGCUACCGCUGCUACUACGGCAUGGAUUGUCUGCUUAGCUGUCAGAUGAGCAACUAG